UAUAAGCUCACCGGCGUAGGAUACUACGAAAUACACGGACCACCCACAUUUGCAGCAAAACCUCUCUUCUCCAGAACCAGGAAGAGGUGGGUAGGGUAGUACUAGUACUCCAACCCCAGCUCUAAGCUUCCACCCAUUACCAUAAAGCAUAUAUUCUUUUCAAUUAUGCCUUUUUGAGAAUUCAGGUGUCUUCUUCGGUUCUGAGAUUGAUUCAAGAUAUGGGCAUCUCUUGUGACGACGUCGUUUUGAUCCAGCCGGGGAAAACCCCAGAUGACCCCACCAUCGUUACUAUCAAUUGCCCUGAUAAGGCUGGCCUUGGUUGCGACCUUUGCAGGACCAUUCUUGAGUUUGGCCUGAGCAUUACCAAAGGAGAUUUUUCAACGGAUGGAAGAUGGUGCUACAUAGUCUUAUGGGUUGUUCCAAUUUCUGACACACGUCAAGUUGAUUGGGAAAGCUUAAAAAGUCGUCUUAGUUCUUAUUGUCCUUCAUGUGCUUUCCCAGUUUACUUCAAUCAGCAGUCCACCAUUCCCUCACCCUCUCCUCUCUACCUGUUAAAGUUUUUGUACCUUGAUCGAAAAGGACUCCUACAUGAUGUUACCAAAGUCCUCUGCGAGCUUGAACUGGUAAUUCAAAGAGUUAAAGCGAUGCCAACCCCGGAUGGCAAAGUUUUGGACCUUUUCUUCAUCACAGAUUGCAUGGAACAAUUACACACAAGACAGAGAAGAGAUGGUAUAUGUGAACAUCUGAUGGCUGCUCUAGGAGACCAUUGUAUUACAUGUGAGCUGCAACUAGCUGGACCAGAAUACGAAAGUUCACAAGGGUGUUCUUCUCUUUCACCAGCCAUUGUUGACGAAUUAUUUGGGUACGAGUUGUCAGACUCUGAAGCUUGUUUGCAAGCUCUAAGCCCAGAUAUCAGAGCAAGAGAGAAGGCUUCUAUUACAGUUGAUAAUUCAUUGAGUCCUGCUCAUACCUUGCUUCAUAUAAAAUGUGUUGACCAGAAAGGACUCUUUUAUGACAUUUUAAGGACCUCCAAGGACUAUAACAUACGGAUUGCUCAUGGUAGAUUCUCUUCCAACGUGGAAGGGUUCCGAAAAAUGGAUCUAUUUAUUCAACAAACAGAUGGGAAAAAGGUUAUGGAUCCUGAAAGUCAGAUUGCAUUAUGCUCUCGCUUAAAGUUGGACAUGAUUCACCCGGUUCGAGUAAUCAUAGCCAACCGAGGGCCGGAUACAGAACUCUUGGUUGCUAAUCCAGUUGAGUUAUCUGGAAAGGGAAGACCCCGUGUCUUUUAUGAUGUUACUUUGGCCCUAAAGGUGCUAGGAAUAUUUAUUUUCUCGGCUGAAAUUAUAAGGCAUUCAUCUCCUGUUCGUCAGUGGGAAGUCUACAGAUUUCUUUUGGAUGAUAAUAGUGAAUUUCCAUUGGCAAGCAAUCGAGCUAGAAGUAAGAUUGUGGAUAGAGUUAGAAGAACUUUGAUGGGUUGGUGAGCAAUAUCACUGGUAAUGCAUUCAGUUUUGCUUUUCAGCAGUAGUAACUAUGCUUUUUAUCCAUAUCUGCUGCACCACCCAAGUUUGCAGAGACAACAGGCUUUGGCUUGUAUGGUGUGAGCAAGUUCAGAGUGAGCACAAGACGCUUCUCUGAGACUGCAGAAAUAUUUUGUUGCAACUUUUGUCAUUAAUCAUUUAUAAAUUCUGUAAUUUUUUUUCCUGAUAUUUUCUAGCCAAUUAUUUUUCUUUUCA
This is a messenger RNA of Humulus lupulus (European hop), 1733 nucleotides long. RefSeq names its product ACT domain-containing protein ACR9. The coding region runs from base 219 to 1481 and encodes 420 amino acids. The transcript has 6 exons. The record is from RefSeq and is a predicted model, not a curated record. Lineage: Eukaryota; Viridiplantae; Streptophyta; Magnoliopsida; Rosales; Cannabaceae.